CAAUGGCACCAAGAUGGAGAUUCUUCCUACAAAAUGGAAACCUGUCUUCAAUACAUAUUUCUCUUGUCCUGUUAACCUCACGUCUUGCUACAGCUUGCAGAGCAAUAUUUGGACAGUGUCUUCACCCCAUCGAGAUCAAAAAACAAGCAGCUAGUUGAAGCAGCCUCGUAAGGGGCUAUUUUGCACCAGUGCACUUCAGACAACAUGGAUUCGAAUUUGCCAUAUAGCUCUUUCCAGCAAUGUGUAUCUCACCAUCCGACAGAACUAGAUCAGAACGUCGUCGACAAGUGGGCAGCCUUAGGAGAACGCAGACGAGCAGCUGCACCUACUUCCAAGGACUCGAAACCAGGAUUUUCUCUCUUAACCCUUCUCGUACCGGAUGUCCGCUUUGUUAUUUACAACAUGCUCGUCCGCGAAGAAUUAUUUUCGCCUAUCUCCAGCCCCCUAAACCCUGAUCUCACUAUGGGGAGGAUGCGUGAGGGAAAUUUACAAGCUCUCUCAAGAACCUGCAAGACAAUCAGGUCAGAGAUCGAACUAUGGUACAAACAUUACGGUUCGCGGCUCUCGAGGAUGCCCGAGAUCGGUAUCUUUGCCCCGGAAACGACCUUCUUCUGGUUGGAUUGUGCAGGAUAUGUGGCAUUAUGCGAGGUGAUAGGAUACGAAAACCGGCAACCAGAACUGUCCUUUGCUCUUUGGGACAGCGCACGCUAUCAUUUGGAUCGAUUCUGGAAUCAUGAAGCCUGCCGGACGAUCCAGCACCUGGAACUAUGUUUCCGCCUCACCUGGCACCCUACGGGAACUCUCAGGCACAUGCCUUAUUUUGAAGGUUUCGAGACCAUGAAUCAUCUCACCUCGAUCCAGGUUACAUUCUCUCACAACGAGACACUCGACAUACAAUCCGUCAACGCACAAUUCUUCUGGCUCGACUUCUUCUACCGCAUCUGGAAUGAUUUCUGGAGAUACUCGGCGUUCUGCCAUCCGGGACGCUGCUGUACUUGCUGUCCCACGCUGCCCGAGAUCAGCGUCGGGAUCGAUAUGCCAUGGCUGAAGGGAGUGACGAUCCUCCCAGCACUCUUACCGCGUGGCGCUGUGGUCACUGUGAUUUCGGAACUCCUAGGCAUUCCUCCGCUGAAUUGGUACCGGCCCAUAGAACAGGCAGAAUGAGAGAUGUAGUGUAGAUCUUAACCUAGAAUAAAAUCCACAGAACGAAUAUAUUCUGGC
This is a messenger RNA of Amorphotheca resinae ATCC 22711, 1221 nucleotides long. RefSeq lists its product as hypothetical. The transcript has a single exon. The record is from RefSeq and is a predicted model, not a curated record. Lineage: Eukaryota; Fungi; Ascomycota; Leotiomycetes; Helotiales; Amorphothecaceae. Bases 205 to 1164 code for a protein of 319 amino acids.